AAUGACAGCUGCAGCUGACGAAUUUGUUGUGUCGAAAUUCGGAUGGUAUCUGUGAUCGCGGAACGAAAACACCAUAAAGUGUCGUAAAUUCGCAUUAGCCCAACAGUUCGCAGAGUGAAUUCCAAAAGAUUGUUCCAAAGUGCAAAGUGCGCCGUCGAGUGGACGACCCGAAACCAAUUGCGAGUGAGACUUUGUGCAUUGUUCAGUGGUGGAAAGGUGAUGUCGCGAAGUUUCAGUGGUGCAGGCAAGACAACGGCGACAAUGGCAAACGGAAUCGCACAGAAAGACAACAAACACUUCUCCAUACACGAUGCCUUCGAGGAGGAAACAGACGAGGCAAUCCGGGUGUAUGGGUCGACGGUGAUCUCGACACCGGUGCGAGCCAAAACGAGGUCCAUUGACGACGUCACGAUUCGAGUGCAUGAUCCCAGAAAUUUCAAAUACACCGAGGACACAACAUCACGCGACAGUGACUCUCUUAUCCAAGAAUAUGGAAAUCUAGCCACAGACGAAUCCAACACAUAUUGCUGGCGACAUCCGAAAGUUCGUGAAAAUUGGCGAACAGUAUUGGCUGCCGUCACCCUACUUCUAGUCGGUACCGGUCUUGUGAUAAUGGGGGCAUUUGCGGUAGCCGAUCCGGCCAAUAGUUCGCAAGGUGCAGUAUUUUUCGUGGCCGGAUUUAUAUGUUUCAUUCCAGGUGCAUAUCAUGUUGUUUACAUUUGGCUUGCAGCACGUGGCUAUCGAGGUUUCGAUUUCUAUCACUUGCCACUGUUCACGUAGGACCUAGUUAUAAGGACGAUACAGACAGGAUCUUUGUUAGAAACACUUAAAAUCUUUCUUCACACUAUCUUUUCUCAUUCUCUUGAUAUGAAGCGAACAUUUGAUAUUUAUAUAAAGGAUAUAUGAUAGUGAGUAACAGUGAGGAAGUCAUGACGAUAUUAUUUUUGUAGUUUGAUAAGUGCAUAGGAGUAGCUAUUGUAUCUCGAAUCAGCAGUUGAUUGCAGUUAUUUCAUAUUUAUUUUAACUUUUGAAAAGACUUUUAGUAUCUAAUUGACAAUGAACAUAUUAUUUAUAUUGUG
Messenger RNA from Hermetia illucens (black soldier fly), 1079 nucleotides. Its product is annotated as transmembrane protein 134. The record is from RefSeq and is a predicted model, not a curated record. Bases 220 to 780 code for a protein of 186 amino acids. The transcript is spliced from 2 exons. NCBI's taxonomy places the organism in Eukaryota, Metazoa, Arthropoda, Insecta, Diptera, Stratiomyidae.